UUUGACACCACAUACAUACACUGUAAUGUUAAAUAUUUAAAAAUACAACGCGAUCUAUGAUAAUCACUCGUUUAAGUUCUUCCUGAGACAUUAAUAUUAACAUUUAAUUCCUGACGAUGCGCUUUCUGGAUGACAGAUAAUUAUAACGCAUCACAAAUAUUCUGAACUAACAGCAUGAUUUGAGUUAAACGUAUUAAAUAAUCGUGUUUGUCCUGAUAUCCUUAUGCUGAGACUGUUAUCGGUCAAUUUUAGAGGACUUACAGAGCACAAGACACUCUUAAGUCUUAAAUUCAGCACAUCAUCUGUCAUGGCCAAAAGCAAAUUUGAAUACGUGAGAAACUUUGAGCUCGACGACACAUGUUUGAGAAACUGUUACAUUGUGGUUCGGCUAGAUGGACGCAACUUCCACAAGUUUUCUGAGCAGCAUAACUUCAUGAAACCCAGUGAUAACCGAGCUCUGGGUUUGAUGAGCCGCAGUGCCCGUUCGGUCAUGGAGGAGCUGGAGGACAUCACUAUUGCCUAUGGACAGAGUGACGAGUUCAGCUUUGUGUUCAAAAGAUCAACCAGUUGGUUCAAAAGAAGGGCCAGUAAACUGAUGACCCACGUGGCUUCCCAGUUUUCCUCUAGCUUUGUUUACUACUGGAAGGAGUAUUUUGGGGAGCAUCCGCUGCUGUACCCACCCAGCUUUGAUGGCAGGGUGGUUCUGUAUCCUAGCAACCGUAACCUAAGAGACUAUCUAAGCUGGAGACAGGCAGAUUGUCACAUUAACAAUUUGUACAACACUACGUUUUGGACUCUGGUUCAGAAAGGUGGACUGACCACAACGCAAGCUGAGGAGAGACUCAGUGGAACACAAGCAGCGGAUAAGAAUGAGAUCUUGUUUUCUGAGUUCAGUAUCAAUUACAAUAAUGAAUCCCCACUGCACAAAAAAGGCACAACUUUAAUAUGGGAAAAGGUGAAUGAAACCACAACUAAACAGAUCAAGCGGCCAGAUGAAGUACAGACAGAAAUUACUGUAACACGGACCAGAAAAAAGGUUACAAGUCAUUCCUGUGAUAUCAUUGGAGAUCAGUUCUGGGAAGAACAUCCAGACAUUCUGGAAAGCGACCAGUGUUGAUCACAUGUUUAAAGACCAAAAUACAAGCUAAUUUUUCCCUUUGGUAUUAAAAAAACAUUCAAUGUU
Molecule: messenger RNA, 1183 nt
Organism: Sinocyclocheilus anshuiensis
Lineage: Eukaryota; Metazoa; Chordata; Actinopteri; Cypriniformes; Cyprinidae
Gene: thg1l
Product: tRNA-histidine guanylyltransferase 1-like
Exons: 6
Coding region: 224-1117 (297 amino acids)
Biological process (GO): tRNA modification
Molecular function (GO): magnesium ion binding; tRNA guanylyltransferase activity
Source: RefSeq, a predicted model, not a curated record